Scaptodrosophila lebanonensis is the source of this 884-nucleotide messenger RNA. It is a transcript of the gene Tsen2, whose product is annotated as tRNA-splicing endonuclease subunit Sen2. Bases 162 to 863 code for a protein of 233 amino acids. Gene Ontology annotation, molecular function: nucleic acid binding; tRNA-intron lyase activity. The record is from RefSeq and is a predicted model, not a curated record. The transcript is spliced from 2 exons. Gene Ontology annotation, biological process: tRNA-type intron splice site recognition and cleavage; tRNA splicing, via endonucleolytic cleavage and ligation. Gene Ontology annotation, cellular component: tRNA-intron endonuclease complex. NCBI's taxonomy places the organism in Eukaryota, Metazoa, Arthropoda, Insecta, Diptera, Drosophilidae.
UAUUAGUUUUGCAUAUAUUUUCAAAGAUUAAAUACUAGUUUGUAAUAGAUAGAAAAAGAGGUAAAUUUUAAAUAAAUAUGCAAAAAAGAACCAAGACCUCGGAACAAGUUCAGCAUUCUUUUAAAGUUUUGUUCAAUUAAACUAACCAGUAGUGUUGAAAAAUGCAAUUCUCUCUCAAACGCAAACCAAACUUUCAUGGUAAAUUUAAUUUCGAACCAUUUCCAAAAAGGGAUUUACGCUUCGAAGGCAUCUACAACGGCAUUACUGUUGAGGUGUCCGAUCCAACGCAGAUUAAGGCGCUUUAUGAGAAUGGCUGCUAUGGCAAGGGUAGUAAGUCGCGUGGGGCACCGGAUUCUGGAGAUGCCGAUGAAAAAUUACUGCUUGGACUAGAGGAGGCAGCAUUUUUAGCUUUUUAUCUAGAAUCGCUCAUUAUUAAGGAUACGACGGGCCAGCAAAUGAAUUGGACUGACUAUCUGCAAGUAGCGUUGCAGCUAAAUGAACGUUUCAUUGAACAUCUUGCAGCUUAUCUGUAUUUAAAGUCCAAGAAUUGGGUGAUAAAAAGCGGCAUCAAGUUUGGUGGGAAUUUUCUUAUUUACAAGCAUAGUCCGUUAUACUACCAUGCUGCAUUUCUGGUCAUUAUACAAACGCUAGUCGAAAGUGAGCUCUACAUACCAAAAAACCUGCAAGGACUACAGCGCGUGGCCGAGACGUCAGACAAGGAUGUGUUGCUACUCACAGUCUUCACCAGCAGUGGCUUAAAUGCAUUCUACGACAUGCCAGCUUCUCUGGGAACCCUGACCAUUAACGAGACUGUAGUACGACGGUUCAACUACACUGCAUUUGUGCAAAGCAAACAAAAAUAAACAAUAAUAUAACUUAACCUA